CUCCCAUCAUGACUCAACGCAUGCAGCAUAGUUGGAGAGCAUCACAAGUGUUGACCACAAAUUGCAUGUUCUGAUGCAGUAGACUGCACAAAGCUGCAGCUAUUGCUUCUUCCAUUAUGAUCAACACCACACCGACCACCUUCUCUUAUCUCAUAAACCUCACUCCCACUACCAACUUAAUUUACUUGAUUAAUGUCCCUCUCGUCCUCCGCUAGCCAAACUCUCCGACUUGUGAACCACAUUCCACUAGUGGAAGCGUUGGUGGUCGGUGAAUGGAACGUCAUGGGCGGCUGAUCAUUGGAUGGAGACAUACCAUUUGCAGAGGCCGAUUCUCUCGCGUCAGUGCGCGUGAGGAAACAUUCUUUCCUCUACUUGUAUAUAUGUAUCCAUCUCUGAUCUCAAUUGUUAUCGAGUCAGUCGAGCAUUGGAGUUCACUGUGUUCGGAUCGACAAACGUGUCGCAAUGUUGUCGAGCAGAGUUCUUCUUGUCUUCUUGCUUCUUCCUUUAGCUGCCGCGACCGCACCGCCCGCCUCCGUCUCCCCCGCGGCGGCGUGCAGGUCCUCCUUCUAUCCCAAGCUGUGUAUCGCGCUCCUGUCGCCGUUGCGGUUCCCGUCGAACCAGUACGAGUACGGCAGGUACUCGGUCAAGCAGGCGCUGAAGCAGGCCCGCCGGACUGCCACCAUUCUCGACCGCUACCUCUCCGGAUCCAGCGGUGGCGCCAGGGCCCACCGCGCCGUCGGGGGCGGCGGGGCCCUCGAGGACUGCCGCGAGCUGGCGGGCCUCAACGCCGGGUACUUGGAGGCGGUGCAGGCGGAGCUGGGGCGGGGGGCGAGGAUGCUGGACGCGGCCGGGGUGGGGCGGGUUCGGGCGCUGAUGAGCGCCGUGGUCACGAACCAGCAGACGUGCUACGACGGGCUGGAGGCGUCCCGGGAAUUCCCGGAGCUGCAGGGCGCCCUCGCGGACCAGACCCAGCUGUACGGCGUGUCGCUCGGCCUGGUCACCACUGCGUUGGGGCGCAGGGCCGUCCCCGGGGUCGGGACGAACGCCGGGUCGGACUCCAGGACAGGCACUACCGGUGAUCAAAGUUCCCCGCCGAAAGGUUUUCCGGCGAUAGGGAGGAUCCUUGUUGAAGGGGACCGCGAAAUCGUGCCGGUGAACGCAUCACAGUCGGUGACGGUGGCCAAAGAUGGGAGCGGGAACUUCACAACGGUCGGAGACGCCGUCUUGUCCGCCCCAAACGACACCUCCGCCGACGGUGGCUACUUCGUUAUCUACAUAGGCGAAGGCGUUUACCACGAGAACGUGAUCGUUCCCAUCAACAAGAAGAACCUGAUCUUGAUCGGAUCGGGGAUCAACCGCACCAUAAUCACGUCGAACCACAACGUGGCUGAUAGAUGGACGACCUUCAAUUCUGCCACAUUCGUGAACGCGGAGCGCUUCAUAGCUGUCGGCAUCACCUUCGAGAACUCGGCGGGGCCGGGGAAGUACCAGGCGGUGGCGGUGCGGAACAGCGGGGACCUCUCCAUCUUUUACCGCUGCAGCUUCCUGGGCUACCAGGACACGCUCUACGUGCACAUCCUCCGCCAGUUCUACCGUGACUGCGACAUCUACGGCACCGUCGACUUCAUCUUCGGCAACGCCGCCUCGGUGUUCCAGGACUGCAACAUCUACGCGCGCAGGCCGCUGCGGGGCCAGUCCAACGUGGUGACGGCGCAGGGCCGGACCAUGCCGGACCAGGCCACCGGCAUCUCCAUCCAUAACUGCACCGUCAGCGCCGCGCCCGACCUCGCGGCCGAUCCGAGGUUCGCCAGGACCUUCCUCGGUCGUCCGUGGAAGGAGUACUCACGGACGGUGUACAUGCAGUCGUUCAUCGACGGCGUGGUGGAUCCGGCGGGGUGGCUGGAGUGGAACGGCAGCUUUGCGCUCAGCACGUUGUACUACGGCGAGUACGCGAACUACGGUCCCGGGGCCAAUACAAGCUGCCGGGUCAAAUGGCCUGGCUACAGCUUGAUGAACUCCAUGGACGCUCUCAACUUUACCGUGUAUAACUUCACUGCAGCAGUCCCCUGGUUGUCUUCGACCUCUGUACCUCAUUCCGGCGGGCUGCUCUAAGGAGACAUGAGCAGCAUUGUGAUGUUUAUAUAUAGUGAUCGACAUUAUAAUGUGAAACCCAAACCCUUCA
Messenger RNA from Musa acuminata AAA Group (dessert banana), 2182 nucleotides. RefSeq names its product pectinesterase. NCBI's taxonomy places the organism in Eukaryota, Viridiplantae, Streptophyta, Magnoliopsida, Zingiberales, Musaceae. The record is from RefSeq and is a predicted model, not a curated record. The coding region runs from base 463 to 2112 and encodes 549 amino acids. Gene Ontology annotation, molecular function: pectinesterase inhibitor activity; pectinesterase activity. The transcript is spliced from 3 exons. Gene Ontology annotation, biological process: cell wall modification.